Molecule: messenger RNA, 1211 nt
Organism: Drosophila bipectinata
Lineage: Eukaryota; Metazoa; Arthropoda; Insecta; Diptera; Drosophilidae
Product: carboxypeptidase B1
Biological process (GO): proteolysis
Molecular function (GO): zinc ion binding; metallocarboxypeptidase activity
Source: RefSeq, a predicted model, not a curated record
GAUGAAGAACAUCUUUUAAAUAAGUUUGCCAGGGAAAAUCCUCUUUUGGAUUUUCUGGGUCCACAACGUGCUAACAAUGAAAGCAGUUAUAGAGUGAUGGUGCCUCCGGAAAAGCGCGAUCAUUUGAUUAAGUUUUUCCAAGAAAAUCACCUGGACCAUCGAGUGCUAGUAGAGGACUUGUCUCCCUAUGUUCAAGCCCAACGAGAGGAAAAUCUACGAAAUAAGAAACAUCUCCAGCUUCCUCAUUUGGAUGUCCUUGGAGCCUUUUACACCCACUCGGAAAUUAAUGAUUACCUGGACAGUUUACCUUCCCGGUUCCCUAAGAGGGCUUUCGUCAAACAGUUCGGUUGGAGUUACGAGAGGCGUCCCCUGAAAGUCCUAACCAUAACCAAUGGCGAUGGAAGGAGGGACAAGCCAGUGAUCCUGAUUGAUGGAACUGUCCAUGCCAGGGAGUGGUUAUCCCCGUCGAUGGCUUUGUAUAUCAUUCAACAGUUGUUGGACAACUAUUCGGAGAAUCAGGAACUCUUGCAGGACUACGACUGGGUGAUAAUGCCUGUGGUGAAUGCAGAUGGGUAUGAGUACACUCAUACGGAUUCCCGCUACUUCCGAAAAACUCGUAUGCCCACAAACGAUCCGGAUUGUGUGGGCACGGAUAUUAAUCGGAACUUUGGCCACGAAUGGGGCCACGAUGAGGGCUCAUCGGGGGAUCCCUGUGAGAAUAUUUAUCGCGGAGAAACACCCUUUGAUCAGCCCGAAACCCAGGUCCUGCGGGAUCUAAUGCUUCAUCAUAAAGGAAGACUUAUCUUUUAUCUAUCGCUGCAUUCUUAUGGAAAUUAUUUACUUCUUCCAUGGGGACACACAAGUGACUUUCCCGAACACUACCAAGACAUGAUGUCAGUGGCGGAUGCCGGAGCCAAGGCUAUCGUUUUCGACUCCAAUGGGAUCUAUACCUAUGGAAGCACCUACUACGUCCUGUAUCCCACCUCCGGGGAUUCGGCAGACUAUGCCCUGGGCAUAGUCAAUGCGACUGUGGCCAUCACCAUGGAGCUACCGGCCGGUGGCUUUUUGGGCUUCGAUCCCUGGGUUUCCCAAAUCGAGAGAUUGGUCACGGAAAGUUGGGUGGGUAUCCGUGCGAUGGCCGUGGAGGUGAUAAGACGCUAUCCGGCGUAAUCGGGUCAUAAAUAAAGACACAUGCAAUGGAAUUGCGCCAA